This is a messenger RNA of Sinocyclocheilus grahami, 3216 nucleotides long. RefSeq names its product leucine-rich repeat and calponin homology domain-containing protein 2. Gene Ontology annotation, molecular function: protein binding. The coding region runs from base 3 to 2249 and encodes 748 amino acids. Lineage: Eukaryota; Metazoa; Chordata; Actinopteri; Cypriniformes; Cyprinidae. The record is from RefSeq and is a predicted model, not a curated record. The transcript is spliced from 22 exons. Gene Ontology annotation, cellular component: cytoplasm.
UCAUGAAAAUGGCGGCGAGUCAGGGAGCUGUGGGACCUGCUGUGGCUCUCCAGAGCCAGCAUUAUCCCAACGUCGCGCACUGGAACCCGGGUGUGAUGCAGCAGCAGCAGCAGCAGCAGCAGCAGCACCCGCUACACACCGCCCGCAGUCUGGAACGCGCUCUGGAAGAUGCCGUCUGCUCCGGGAUGCUCAACAUCAGCGGAAGAAAACUGCGCGACUACCCGGGGCUCAACUACGAUCUGACCGAUACUACACAAGCAGACUUGUCGAAAAACCAUUUUUGUGAAAUCCCUCCAGAAGUUUGUAUGUUUGCGCCGCUGGAGUCAUUAAACCUCUACCACAACUGCAUAAAGAUGGUUCCAGAGGCCAUUAUCAACCUACAGAUGCUUACCUACCUGAACAUCAGGUGUGUCUCGUCAAGUCAAGUGUAUUUAAUUCGAAAUCAGCUGUCCGUUCUCCCCAAGUUUCUCUUCAAUCUUCCUCUGAAAGUACUGGUGGUCAGCAACAAUAAACUCCCAUCUAUUCCUGAAGAUAUCGGAAAGGCCAAAGACCUCAUGGAAUUGGACAUCAGCUGUAAUGAGAUCCAGGUGCUUCCUGCUCAAAUGGGGAAACUCCUCGCGUUACGAGAACUUAACAUACGAAGAAAUUGUCUACAAGUGUUACCAGAUGAGUGGUCCGAUCUGCCGUUGAUCAGGUUGGAUUUCUCCUGUAAUAAAAUCACUGAGAUUCCCAUAUCUUACCGCAAACUUAAGCAGUUACAGCACAUCAUUCUUGACAACAACCCCAUGCAGUCUCCUCCUGCCCAGGUCUGCCUAAAGGGAAAUAUCCACAUCUUUAAAUAUUUAAACCUGCAGGCAUGUCGCCUGGAUAAAAAACCAGACACACUUGACCUGCCUUCUCUGGGAAAACGCUGCUUGCCUCAGCAGCUGACAGACAGUAUGGAAGAUUUCUAUCCAAGUAAGAACCAUGGCCCAGACUCAGGUAUUGGCAGUGACAACGGUGACAAAAGACUGUCGACUACAGAGCCAUCUGAUGAUGACACCAUGAGCCUCCAUUCUCAAGUGUCUGAGACAGCACGGGCUGACACACACAUACUUCUCACAAAGCUGGACUCAAACAAAGAUCAGGACCCAUAUGACUUUAUUGACCCAAAUCCAGAUGAAGAGGGCACUCUGUCUGAGGGAGAUCUACAGCACAAUGCACCCUAUGUGUCAUGUAUAAAGGAGCUGGAGCGGGUUCUGAAAACACACCAAAGCAAAGACAAAGAGAACUGGAAAGAGGAGUCUGGCUCCGAGAAAGAGCAGUUAGCUGAAGAAGAUGAGGAUGACUUAAAGGAAGUGUUGGAUCUGAGGAAGAUCGCAGUACAGCUGCUACAACAAGAGCAACAGAACAGGUUUUUCAGCCACUCAGGGAGUAGCACCAAACAAAGAACCCCAUCUCAGGCUGUUAGAAGUGCAUCGCUAGAUGAAGGAAGCAGCUCAGCCUCCGCCUUGAGUGGACAGGAGACUGAUCUCACUGAUGAAGAUGCAGCUUUCUCUGAGGCUUCUUCCUCUUGCUCAUUUGAUGGAAGUUUGAAAUCAGAGAGCAGUGACUCAGAGCCAAGAUGGCCAGAGGUUCCUCCUGUGCUCAACCAGAAUGAGGAUCGGAGGAGAAACAAGCACCUGAGAAAAGACUACCUGAAGUAUAAGUGCCAAAGUGCUCGAAGAAACUCCAGUGGCAAUGACAAUGAUUGUGAGGAGGGAAUGCGAUCUAAUGAUUUCACCACAACUCUGACUGUUUUUGGCCUGAACCCCAGAUCAGCGUUCUCUCGUGGAAAUCGUCAAGACUUUAGCGCCACAGAACCAAGCUUCACCAUGAGGAGAAAAAUGGAGCACCUCAGAGAGGAGAUGGAGCAGAUCAGACUCUUGCAGCAGAACCUCGAGUCUAGGCUAAAGGUUUUGUUGCCAGACGAUGUGGGUGCUGCUUUGAUGGAUGGUGUUGUUUUAUGCCAUCUGGCUAAUCACAUUCGUCCUCGUUCCGUAGCUAGCAUUCAUGUACCUUCCCCUGCGGUGCCAAAGCUGAGUAUGGCCAAGUGUCGGCGGAAUGUUGAGAAUUUCUUGGAUGCAUGUAAAAAGCUUGGAGUGCCACAGGACAAGUUGUGUUUGCCGCAUCACAUCCUGGAGGAGCGAGGUCUGGUAAAGGUUGGUGUCACUGUACAGACACUGCUGGAUCUUCCAUCAUCAAAACCCAACCAACUUUCUACCAUGUAGCAUCGCUGGAUCAUGGGACGUCCACUAGCAUCCCUUUAUCCUGCCUUACCACCACAUCCUCACUCCUCACUCUCAGUGCUGAUCUUUGAACUACUAUGGGGAAGUCAUGACCCUUCACCCUUCACAACUGUGGUGAACAGGCCGGCUUCCCCCUACCUCUUAUAAGCCUCUAUGGAGGGCUCUAGACAUUUUAAAGCUCCAGUAUUGUGCCCUAUAUGAGGGAAAAUGUCAUUCUUAAAGCCACACAUUUCAUUCUGAGGGGAAAUACCAGUUUCUAUUCCACAGCUGGCAAUGCUGUCUGUCCUCUCUUAAUGCUGGACACCUCUGUCUCCUUUCUUUUGUAUCUUCUUCUCAUCUCUCAUGUUCACUCUUCUCUUGGACCGGUGAGCCCCCAGCGGGUGUUGUUUCCUGUCUGUUUGAAGAAAUAAGUGAGGCAGAGACAUGUAUUGAUGUGCAUCUAAUAACCAGAUCUGCACCGAGGACACCUGGAAAGGACAGACAAAGGUGUUGCCAUAAAAAUGGUCAUUGCUGUCACAGCUGUUGAUGUACUGCAGUCAGGUGAGUCAUUGGCAGUGCAUUAGAGAAUAUUCAUAUUUUUCUGCAUGCCUGGAAGUUUUUAACAGUGAAGACACUGCUCACGUGCCUGCACAAGACAAAUACUUUUUAGUGUUCUUUUACGUACAUGCCAGCAUUUGCCAAAUGUUUGUUUUUCCUUGACUGUUUUUCUCACAGGUUUUAUUUAGUGCUUUACUUCUCACAGCCUGCGUGUGCCAGGAAUUCACAACAACAUAAAGUUUCGCGAGUACCAGUGUAAUUGCAUUGUGCUAAAUUUUUGUCUGUUGUGCAGGUCUUGGCAGGUAUGUGAAGUUUCUGCACUAAAAAUAGGCCAACUAAAAACAUUUGCAAAACCCAAUUAUAAUUACAGAGUAAGAACAGUCCUUUUCAUUAAAAAUGAAAUAUGUUAAUU